AUGUCUAUGGAUCUAGAUGAUGCCCCCGUGUCCAUCGGGGCCGUCGAGCACCAGACGGGCGCAACCAUCCUCUGCUGCAACUGCGGCGCACCGAUCGACGGAACGACCGCCGCUGGCGCCCUCUGCUACGACUGCGUCAAGCUCACCCACGACAUCUCCAAGGGCGUGCAGCGCGAGGCCGUCAUCAACUUCUGCCGCGACUGCAACCGGUGGCUGCUGCCGCCGUCCAGCUGGGUCGUCGCCCCGCCCGAGUCGCGCGAGCUGCUCGCCCUGUGCCUCAAGAAGCUGCGCGGCCUCACCAAGGUCCGCAUCGUCGACGCCAGCUUCGUCUGGACCGAGCCGCACUCGCGCCGCAUCAAGGUCAAGCUCACCAUCCAGGACGAGGUCCAAGCCGGCGUCCUGCUGCAGCAGAGCUUCGAGGUCCUCUACGUCGUCGCCACCCAGCAGUGCCCCGAGUGCGCUAAGUCGUACACGGCCAACGUCUGGCGCGCCUGCGUCCAGGUCCGCCAAAAGGUCCUCCACAAGCGCACUUUCCUCUUCCUCGAGCAGCUCAUCAUGAAGCACGGCGCGCACCGCGACACCCUCAACAUCAAGGAGGCCAAGGACGGCAUCGACUUCUUCUUCUCGCAAAAGAACCAGGCCGAGAAGUUCAUCGACUUUCUCAACUCGGUCGUCCCCGUGACGGUCAAGACGUCGCAGGAGCUCAUCUCGUUCGACACCCACACCUCGAAAACAUCAUACAAAUUCACAUACUCCGCCGAACUGGUGCCGAUAUGUAAAGAUGAUCUGGUCGCCAUGCCCAUCAAACUAGCUAAGCAGACUGGCAACAUUACGCCUCUGGUUCUGUGCCACAAGAUUGGCACGUCAAUCUACCUCAUGGACCCCCAGACCCUUCAGACCGCAGACAUUAGCUGCCCCAUCUACUGGCGCGCGCCAUUCACCUCGCUGGCCGACUCCCAACAGCUGGUGGAGUUUAUCGUCAUGGACGUUGAGCUGACUGGUAAGACGAACGGCAAGUGGCGUCUCGGAGAGGUCACCGUCGCGCGCGCCGUCGACCUCGGCGUCAACGACAACACCUACUUCACUAGAACACACCUCGGCGGUCUCCUGCAGGCCGGCGACAGCGUCAUGGGAUACAUGCUGACGGGCACCAACUUCAACAACUCCGAGUGGGAGGCGAUGGAGGAGUCGCACGUGUACUCGUCGAUGCUGCCCGACGUCGUGCUCGUCAAGAAGCACUACCCCAACCGCAGAAAGAACAAGAAGCGCAACUGGAAGCUCCGCCGCAUGGGCAAGGACGAGGGCGAGCUUCUGCCCAAGAAGGCCGACCAGGAGCGCAUGGACCGCGAGUACGAGCAGUUCCUGCGCGACGUCGAGGAGGACGAGGACCUGCGGGCCGCCAUGGCGCUGUACAAGAACGAGAAGAAGCGCGAGGAGGAGGAGAUGAGCAUGGCGGAGACGGAGGACGGCGAGGACGACUCGCCGCAAGUCGACAUGGGCGAAUUGCUGGAUGACUUUGAUGAGCUUACGAUGCAGGACUCAUAG
Molecule: messenger RNA, 1545 nt
Organism: Cordyceps fumosorosea ARSEF 2679
Lineage: Eukaryota; Fungi; Ascomycota; Sordariomycetes; Hypocreales; Cordycipitaceae
Product: nonsense-mediated mRNA decay protein 3
Exons: 2
Coding region: 1-1545 (514 amino acids)
Biological process (GO): ribosomal large subunit export from nucleus
Cellular component (GO): cytoplasm; nucleus
Molecular function (GO): ribosomal large subunit binding
Source: RefSeq, a predicted model, not a curated record